CUUCCGUCACGUGACGGGCAGCAUGGCGGCAUGGCUCUACUAGGAGAAGUCUCACUAAGAGGAACCGGAACCGGAACUGGAGCCGGGGCGUUGAAUGCGCGGCGUGAGCGAGUGAGGGGUCGCCAGUAGGCAGGUACAUUGAGAGUUGAUCUCGGGCGACGCACAUGAUGAUUUGAAGCACCAUGCUGAUUGCUGCCUAUGUCGCUUUUGCUUUCCUCCUGGUGAUAUGCAUCAGCUUGGAGUUCUCUGCCUGCCGCUCCAAGCUCACGGGCAGGUCUUGCUCCAACCCAGCCUUUCUGCGUUUCCAACUAGACUAUUACCAGGUCUACUUCUUGGCUCUUGCAGCUGACUGGUUACAAGGUCCAUAUCUUUACAAACUGUACCAACAUUACCAUUUCUUGGAGGCUCAGAUUGCCAUCAUUUAUGUCUGUGGCUUUGCCUCAAGUGUGUUGUUUGGGCUGGUCUCGACUUCCUUGGUGGACCGCUUAGGCCGCAAAAAAUCCUGCAUCCUUUUCUCCUUGACUUAUUCCAUUUGCUGCCUCACUAAACUCUCCUGGGACUAUUUUGUGCUUGUUGUUGGAAGGAUAUUAGGUGGCCUUUCCACUGCCCUAUUGUUCUCUGCCUUUGAGGCAUGGUAUGUGCACGAACAUGUGGAGCGCUACGACUUCCCAGCCGAGUGGAUCCCUGCCACUUUUUCCAAGGCGGCCUUCUGGAAUAGCGUCAUUGCUAUUGGAGCUGGGGUGGUAGCCAAUGUCUUUGCUGAAUGGCUGGGCUUGGGUCCCGUGGCUCCCUUCAUGGUCUCCAUUCCUUUCCUCAUGCUGGUUGGAGUUCUGGCUAUAAAGAACUGGGAUGAAAAUUAUGGCAAGAAGAGGCCAUUGUCCAGGACUUGCACAGAUGGCUUGAAGUGCCUCCUCUCUGACCGCCGCGUCCUGCUCCUGGGGACCAUCCAGGCCUUAUUUGAAAGUGUCAUCUACAUCUUUAUCUUCCUCUGGACGCCUGUCCUGGAUCCCUACAACCCACCCCUGGGCAUCGUCUUCUCCAGCUUCAUGGCAGCCAGCAUGGUGGGCUCAUCACUCUACCGCAUUGCAACCUCCAAGAAGUAUCACUUGCAGCCCAUGCACAUUCUUUCCCUUUCAGUCCUGAUGGUUUUCUUCUCCCUCUUCAUGUUGACUUUUUCUACCAAUCCCGGGCAAGAGAGCCCUUCGGAAUCAUUCUUGGCCUUUCUGCUCAUUGAGCUCUCCUGUGGACUCUACUUCCCUUCAAUGGGAUUUCUCCGGCAGAAGGUGAUCCCCGAGAAGGACCAGGCAGGCGUGAUGCACUGGUUCCGUGUUCCCCUGAAUCUGUUGGCCUGCCUGGGCUUGCUAAUUCUCCAUGACAGUGACUAUAAAACAGGCACCCGGAAUAUGUUCACCAUCUGCUCUGUCAUGAUGGUGAUGGCCCUUUUGGCUGUUGUAAGCCUCUUCACUGUGGUCCGUAACAACACAGAGCUCCGGUUGCCCAGUCCAUCCGGUCAUACUGAGAACCCUUCUCCUGAGCUCUGAUGUGUUGUGAACUUUUGCGGGAGGUGUGCCCUAGUAAGCUGUCCAUAACACAUCAUAGCACUGAAACUGUAUAUAGGAAAGGACUCUGCAAAGAGAACUCUGAGCCUCUGCUGAGCCUUGUGUGACUCUUGCCCAUGAAUGGCAAUGAAGAAUACAGACAGCACACAUCAACUUAAUUUAGUCUGUGGCAAGCAUAUUUUUCCUUUUGCAACCUGGAGUUACGGACUUUUUGAAACGUCUUGACCUCUGCUAGCAAAACUUGGGGAGGGGGACUGCUUUCUACCACUUCAUCAUGGAUAGAUGGUGGCAGGUAAUGGGUUAUAUAAAAAAAGACAUCCCUCUUUUUAAAACUGAACAGGAAGGUUGAUUAAUUGAUCAUCCAUUUCAAUAUUUUGCCAUCUCAACCAAAUUCUAUAUUAUUGAACCUCCUGUUCUUUUACAAUAAAAAAUGUACAUGUAA
This is a messenger RNA of Anolis sagrei ordinatus, 2001 nucleotides long. RefSeq names its product major facilitator superfamily domain containing 5 (gene SLC61A1). Gene Ontology annotation, biological process: molybdate ion transport. Gene Ontology annotation, molecular function: molybdate ion transmembrane transporter activity. NCBI's taxonomy places the organism in Eukaryota, Metazoa, Chordata, Lepidosauria, Squamata, Anolidae. Gene Ontology annotation, cellular component: membrane. The record is from RefSeq and is a predicted model, not a curated record.